AUGCGACCAUCCACAUUAAGUAAGAGUGGUAAUGUGAGACCAGUAAGGUCAGUCCUCAAAGAUAAACCAGCAUUUGAAUCAAUCGAAAUCAUAUCAGAUUCUGAUACUGUAAGUGAUCAAAAUAACUGCACUAGCCCAGAAAAUUCACAUAUAGAAGAUGACCUUAAUUUAGAGGAACUAAUGAAACAAAAAAAGUUGCUUGAAGCAAAGCUGGUGUCCUAUUUGACUGAUAAAAAAGAGGAUAAAACAUCAGGAAGGAAACAUGAAGUGUCUAAAAAAGAGCAUAUUAAAGAACAUCAAGAAACUUCUAAAAAACACCGAUCUUCAGAAGUAAAAAAAAAACAUAACUUACAUAAAGAUAGUUAUGAAGGAAACAGUAAAAAAAAGCAAAAAGUAUUAGAUUCUCGGGACCAUUGCCAUAAUGAAAAAAGACAUAACGAUAUUAAGGAAAAGGAUGUACAUAUUGUAACAAAAAAAUAUGGACACAAUCAUAAAGACAUUAAUUCUUCUACAUCGGUUAGAAAAGAAAGAAGUUCGAAAACAAGAUCAAAGACGCAUACUACCCUAUCUCGAAACCAUGGUCGCGCUAGCCCGACAUCGCAUUCGCGGUCGAAUCGCGACAGACAUAGACACUCUCCGCGGCGUUCUCGAGACCGGCGAGAAGGGCCUUCGAUAGAGAAAAGACGUACAUCAUUUGCGACUGUGGGAACUUCCAGUGAUGAACUAAAUGUGUCAAUUGAUUCAGAUGACGAAGCAGAAAGAGAAGAACAAAUUAUAGAAAAGAGAAGAAAACAACGUGAACAACUUUUAAAGCGUUUAGGUGAAAAUAACAAUGUAGAAAAUAAAGCAAAUAAUAAAUCGCCAAUUAAUAAUACGCCGGAUCAAAAUGUUCAAACAGCACAAACUGAACUUAAAGAUAAAGUUGAGGAUAGCGUUCCUGGGGCAUCAAACGAUGUCAAUGUAAAGGAAAAAGAAAAAACACAACACUGGGAUAUGUUUGCAGAUCAUGAUAAUGUCAAUAGUGUGGGCACCCCUUCAGCUGGGCAGAAUAUAAAGAAAUUGGUGCCGGAAAACCCAUCUCUCACCGAUAAUUGGGAUGAUGCAGAAGGCUACUAUAGGGUUCGUAUAGGAGAAGUUCUUGAUAAUCGAUAUUCUGUAUACGGAUAUACUGGACAAGGUGUAUUUUCGAACGUGGUGCGUGCAAGAGAUCAAAGUCGGCAGAAUUCUGACGUUGCUAUCAAAAUUAUACGAAAUAAUGAGAUAAUGCAAAAAACUGGAUUGAAAGAAUUGGAGAUUUUAAAAAAGCUGAACGAUGCAGACCCUGACGAUAAAUAUCACUGCCUUCGUCUUUUUCGAAAUUUUUAUCAUAAACACCAUUUGUGUAUGGUUUUUGAACCAUUGUCUAUGAAUUUAAGAGAAGUAUUAAAGAAAUAUGGCAAAAACAGCGGAAUACACAUUAAUGCGGUCAGGAGUUACACCCAACAAAUAUUGUUGGCAUUAAAAUUGUUAAAGAAAAGUGAAAUUGUACAUGCGGACAUAAAACCAGACAACAUAUUAGUAAACGAAAGCAAAGUACAAUUGAAACUGUGUGAUUUUGGAUCGGCUGCCCACGUAUCCGAUAACAAUUCAACAUCCUACCUAGUAUCGAGAUAUUAUAGGGCACCAGAAAUCAUACUGGGUCUACCAUAUGACUAUGGGGUGGAUAUGUGGUCCACUGCCUGUACCAUAUAUGAACUAGCUACAGGACAAAUACUAUUCGAUGGAAAGACGAAUAAUGAAAUGCUAAAGUUCUUUAUGGAUCUAAAAGGAAAAAUAUCUCGAAAAAUCUUAAGAAAAGGGAAGUUUAAAGAUCAACAUUUUGAUGCUGACUUCAAAUUUCUCUAUCAGGAAUAUGACCACAUUACUGAAAGGGAUAAAAUAAUUGUAAUAAAUGAUAUAAAACCAACCAGAGACCUGCAAGCAGAGUUAGCACCAUCAAAUCAACGUUUAGCUCCUGAAGAUGCUAAAAAAUACUCCCAACUAAAAGAUAUUUUAGACAAGAUGCUAAUGAUAGACACAACAAAGCGAGCCUCGAUAAACUUGUGUCUAAAUCAUCCAUUUAUACAGGAAAAGUAUAAAAAAUAA
This is a messenger RNA of Pieris macdunnoughi, 2124 nucleotides long. Lineage: Eukaryota; Metazoa; Arthropoda; Insecta; Lepidoptera; Pieridae. The record is from the annotation of a GenBank genome assembly.